Messenger RNA from Oncorhynchus mykiss (rainbow trout), 5425 nucleotides. Lineage: Eukaryota; Metazoa; Chordata; Actinopteri; Salmoniformes; Salmonidae. The record is from RefSeq and is a predicted model, not a curated record.
GAUCGUUCUCCUAGCUCCACCCUCCAUUAUUCAGACUGAUUAUGUGUGGUUGUUGCGCGGAGAAGGGAGUCUGCGAGGAGAGAGACACACACAGUAACUAGGCUACACAUCCAACGGGGUAAACCUGGACGAAAGAACAGGAUUUUAUUGCACAUUUUAACGGUAACAAAAUCAAAUUGGAUUGUAAUACGUAAGUCGCUUGAAGAAGGGACAUUUCGGUAGGAGUUUUUCCCCAAAGCAGUGUGCCUUCUCAACCUUCAUACACAGACUUCUAGUAGUUUGGAUAGGCUUGUCCGCCGGGGGAGAGUUUGUUGUGUAGCUCUAGCUGGUUAUUUUGUUGCGCGUUAGGCGCUCUAGUUGUUGUUGAACUAUGGCGCUCAAGGCGAGGGCUUUAUACGAAUUCAAUUCCGAAAACCCCGGGGAGAUAUCAGUGAAAGAAAAUGAAAUAGUGACUCUGUACAGCGAACAGGACAUUGAAGGCUGGCUAGAAGGAUCCAACAGCAAAGGCGAGAGAGGUCUCUUCCCCGCGUCCUACGUUGAGAUCCUGAAGAACGACACCGCGUCCACGUUUAACAACAGCACAUCUGGAUCCCGAUACGCCAAUAUUCCAACCGGAGGUUUCGGGGAUGCCUCCUCUUAUAACAUCCAGAAUCAUACUGACAACUUGUCCAAAACAUCAGUAACAUCGCCCGGGCUUACAGCGUUGUCACCGCCUGCCCCAGCACAGCAGCAACACAUUUAUCAAGCCAGCCAGGGCAGCGACGAAGACUGGGAUGAUGACUGGGAUGACAGCUCGACAGUGGCGGACGAACCCGGGGUUGUUGGGGUCAAUUACCAAAGGGACUUUGAUGGCAACGGACCGUCUACAUACAGAAUGUCAACAUCGAUGUCUAAAGGUAGCAACGUUCAACAAGCCAAGAGCUCUGCUACGGUCAGUAGAAACCUCAAUAGGUUUUCAACAUUUGUGAAAUCAGGAGGGGAAGCGUUCGUGUUAGGUGAGGCAGCUGGGUUUGUGAAAGACGGGGAUAAGAUCUGUGUUGUAACGGGACAAUACGGUCCAGAAUGGCAGGAAAACCCAUACCCCUUCGCCUGUACCAUAGACGACCCCACCAAGCAGACCAAGUUCAAAGGGAUGAAGAGUUACAUUGCCUACAAGCUGACGCCCACCCACACACAGACCCAGGUAAACAGGAGGUAUAAACACUUUGACUGGCUCUACGGCCGGCUGGUGGAGAAGUUCCCUGUCAUCUCGGUGCCCCACAUCCCAGAGAAACAGGCCACGGGGCGGUUUGAGGAGGACUUCAUCUCUAAAAGGAGGAAAGGGUUGAUAUGGUGGAUGAGUCACAUGACCAGCCACCCGGUCCUGUCCAAAUGUGAUGUCUUUCAGCACUUCCUCACCUGCAACAGCACAGACGAGAAGUCAUGGAAGCAGGGGAAGAGGAAGGCGGAGAAGGACGAGAUGGUGGGGGCUAACUUCUUUCUCACAAUCUCCACGCCCUCCGGACCCCCCCUGGACCUGGUUGAGGUCGAGUCCAAGAUUGACGGCUUCAAAGCUUUCACCAAGAAAAUGGACGACAGCGUGGUCCAAGUCAACGCCACCACCAACGAGUUCGCCCGGAAACAGAUCACGGGGUUUAAGAAGGAGUACCAGAAAGUGGGCCAGGCGUUUAAAGUCCUGGGGCAGGCGUUUGAGCUGGACCAGCAGGCGUAUUCAGUAGGGUUGAACCAGGCCAUAGCGUAUACAGGAGAGGCAUACGAUGCUAUCGGAGACUACUUUGCAGAGCAGCCAAGACAAGAUGUGGAUCCGUUAAUGGAUUUGUUACAGCUGUACCAGGGACAUCUGGCCAACUACCCUGACAUCAUCCACGUACAGAAAGGAGCACUUACCAAGGUGAAGGAGUCCCAGAAGCACGUUGAGGAAGGCAAGAUGGACGCUCCCCAGGCGGACGGCGUCAACGAGCGCUGUAACAUCAUCUCCUUCGCCACGCUGGCAGAGAUCCAGCACUUCCAUCAGGUCCGGGUGAGGGAUUUCAAGGCCCAGAUGCAGCAGUAUCUAACCGAGCAGAUUGGCUUCUUCCAGAAGAUCACCGGAAAGCUGGAGGAGGCCCUGCAGAAGUAUGACAAUGCUUAGAGUAGAGGGGGGAGACUAAUAGACACCCCUGAUCUGGUCUAAAUCCGAUUGACCACGUUCUGAUUGGUCGAGAUCUCAUAUCCGACCCCCCCUUCCCCGAUUGGUCCAGAAAUGACCCUUGACCUCCCUCAGUCGGCCAAUCAUUUUAGCCCCAGGUGGACAUUACCUUCAACUGCCAAACAGCAAUACAAUCCACUGUGAGAAGACACAGACAACACUGACCGACCUGGAUAGUUCCCUGAAGGCUGGAUAGUUCCCUGAAGGCUGAAUAGUCCCCUGAAGGCUGAAUAGUCCCCUGAAGGCUGGAUAGUCCCCUGAAGGCUGGAUGUUGAUUCCAUGUAUGGUGGCUACUGUUUUGAAGGGGCUUGAGUUGACUGGUUUUGUUUAAAUGGGUUUUAAUGCAGUGUUGUUUUUCCUGGAUCAAAAUGGGGCUUGGGUGGUGGGCGUGGCCAUGGGCGUGACAAAAUGUAUCUGUUUUAAAGCUAAUCUCCUGCAAUUCUACACAUUUUGCCAUGUGGCUAUGAGAACAUUUGCAGUUUUUUAAAGCUUAUAUCCUAUAAUUCUACACAUUUUGCCAUGUGGUUUAUGCUGUCUGAGUGGCUCAAACAUUCUAAUGAAAUGAAUGGGGGCCCCAUGCCAUGACAAAUAUUCCUGAAUGCAUCAUUUUUUUUAUUUUAGAUUCUCCCUGACAGUCUGGCUUUUGUAAUGGUGAUUGUUACUUUUUACAGAGGCUGUUAUUUAAGAAAUAUAUAUAUAUAUUAGUUUUUCUACAUACUUUAUAUCUUGUUUUAGUCGUUUUUAAGUUUACACUGAAAAAUGUUUUUCCAUAUUUUUUUUUAUUUUACUGUUUGGCCAUAGACGGUCCGAAAACAACACUGAGGCAGCGCACAGCCCAAUGCUUUUCUAUGUAGAGAAAACACUGAGGCAGCGCACAGCCCAAUGCUUUUCUAUGUAGAGAAAACACUGAGGCAGCGGACAGCCCAAUGCUUUUCUAUGUAGAGAAAACACUGAGGCAGCGCACAGCCCAAUGCUUUUCUAUGUAGAGAAAACACUGAGGCAGCGCACAGCCCAAUGCUUUUCUAUGUAGAGAAAACACUGAGGCAGCAGACAGCCCAAUGCUUUUCUAUGUAGAGAAAACACUGAGGCAGCAGACAGCCCAAUGCUUUUCUAUGUAGAGAAAACACUGAGGCAGCGGACAGCCCAAUGCUUUUCUAUGUAGAGAAAACACUGAGGCAGCGAACAGCCCAAUGCUUUCCUAUGUAGAGAAAACACUGAGGCAGCGAACAGCCCAAUGCUUUUCUAUGUAGAGAAAACACUGAGGCAGCGGACAGCCCAAUGCUUUCCUAUGUAGAGAAAACACUGAGGCAGCAAACAGCCCAAUGCUUUCCUAUGUAGAGAAAACACUGAGGCAGCGGACAGCCCAAUGCUUUUCUAUGUAGAGAAAACACUGAGGCGGUUUAGGAGGUGAGCCACUCAGACGUGAGGAUGCAGAAGGUCGUUAAAGCUUCUAUAAAGCUUCUGUUUUUGAUCGACAACGAGGCAAACCUCGGUUGGUUGUAAGUGUUGAUUUAACGAGGGCUAUCCUCGUCGCGAUUUGGUUUGGUAGGUGUCGUAGUCCAGCGAGUGGGUGGAUAUGCUUAUUAUCUUAAUUAUUGAUGAAUUAUUAUCUUAAUUAUUGAUUAAUUAUUAUCUUAAUCGUGACUUAAGACAGAGGGGGACGAUCAAAAUACCCUCUCCUGUAAACUUGUUAUUCCCUACAGCUGCUUGUAGCUACACGGGGAGGUAUCUUAACCUUGUAGAUCACACUAUGUCCACUAAACCUGUUUUAAACAACGUGACUGGUUAGUAAGAAGGAGUCCCAUAAAGGGACAGUGUUCAGAGGGGGGAGUCUCUACCUUAAAGCAAUGCUGUUUAGUGGCUUCAAACCGUUAUAAUGCUGCCUUCUGCCAUAACACUUGAGCUCCUCAUAGUGUGUGUCCCAAAUGUCUUCAUACUUCCUAGUAUAUAGUGCACUACUUUUGGCCAGAGCCCCUAUGCGUAGUGCGCUAUAUAGGGGAAUAGUGUUCCAUUUGGGAAGUCCCAUCUCACACAGACUCCUAGCAGACCAGACAACCGGACUUGUGCCUUCUUUUUUUGGAUUGUCUCUCUCUGAUGAUACAUUAUUUUAAUUUUUUUUAAAUAACUUCUAUAAAGGUUUAUGUAAUAUAAAUAUAUUCUCAUAUUUAGUUUUUAAGAUGCUUGUUUAUUGCAAAUAUUAUAGAAAGGUUAUCAAGGACCACGCGAUGCUUUUGGACUUGUGUUUUGUUGGAGUGGAGAGAAGUGCCCAGCUGAUGGGGAGCAGAGUCCGUCUGGACUGCUUGGAGUGCUGACCUCAAUGAUUCUCCCUUCAGAGACUGACGUCUGAUUCAGGGGCGUCAAUGUAGAGCACGUGACUGGAUCAUUCUGACUGGGACAAGGCUGAUUUACACAGAGAGGAAGAAAGCGACACCUGCGCUCGGUGGGAUAACCUGUUCUGUUCUUACUGCAGGCUUGGAUUCCCAUUCAGUGGAUAUCAUGGGACCAUGAACUCUGCCUGCUUAAAGGUUCAGAGCCUUGGAGCGCAAAGGAACAUGUCUCAGACUGAAAUGGACUGGACAGUCGGCUCAGACUGAAAUGGACUGGACAGUCGGCUCGGACUGAAAUGGAUUAACACAGACUGAAAUGGACUGGACAGUCGGCUCGGACUGAAAUGGAUUAACACAGACUGAAAUGGACUGGACAGUCGGCUCAGACUGAAAUGGAUUAACACAGACUGAAAUGGACUGGACAGUCGGCUCAGACUGAAAUGGACUGGACAGUCGGCUCGGACUGAAAUGGAUUAACACAGACUGAAAUGGACUGGACAGUCGGCUCGGACUGAAAUGGAUUAACACAGACUGAAAUGGACUGGACAGUCGGCUCAGACUUAAAUGGAUUAACACAGACUGAAAUGGACUGGACAGUCGGCUCAGACUGAAACUAAACUGGACAUUUUAGCCCUCCCUGAAAUCACAAAGUUAUUUGGAAAAAAAUGACUCUAAAUAUUAUUCUUGCACAAUGUUAAUCUUUUUAACUUUAAUUUUUUUUUAAGGUUGAUGGAUGUUAGUCUGUCAGUCAGACUGGUUGAUGGGUAGACAUCCUUCCUCUCCUGUUAUUAAUUGUCUACUGAUCCUAGUACAGAUCUGGACACCUCAGCCAGCCUGACUCUCCUGUUAUUUCAACUUAUGUGCCAGUUUUCGUGUCGAGUCAGAGACUAAAUAAACUACAUAAACUCCU